This is a messenger RNA of Bicyclus anynana (squinting bush brown), 1405 nucleotides long. RefSeq names its product 3-ketoacyl-CoA thiolase, mitochondrial. Gene Ontology annotation, molecular function: acetyl-CoA C-acetyltransferase activity. The transcript is spliced from 8 exons. Bases 135 to 1337 code for a protein of 400 amino acids. The record is from RefSeq and is a predicted model, not a curated record. Lineage: Eukaryota; Metazoa; Arthropoda; Insecta; Lepidoptera; Nymphalidae. Gene Ontology annotation, biological process: fatty acid beta-oxidation.
AACAGAAUAACAUAAAAACAUGUUUCGCUUUCGCCACUAGCGCGGCGAACCGGCGUGCGUUUAAACGUGCCGGCCUGAUUUUAUCAGUCAGAUUAGUGUUUAUUUAUAUAAAUUCGGUGGAAAACAUUAAUAAAAUGGCUGUAGCUAUAAACAAAGGUGUGUACAUAGUUGCCGCUAAACGCACGCCGUUUGGCAGGAUGGGUGGCGCGCUGAAGUCCCUUCAUCCAUCUGACUUGCUGGCCGUGCCUGCCAAAGACGCCUUGAAGGCCGGCAAUGUCGCCCCCAGCGCGGUGGAUACUGUUAACAUUGGCAUUGUUAAUAUAUUAAGUGGGAGUUCUGACGGAGGCUUGGCACCUCGUCACGCUGCGCUUAAGUCCGGUAUCCCACAAGAGAAACCAGCGCUCGGAGUGAACAGACUAUGUGGCUCCGGUUUCCAGGCAGUCAUCAACAGUGCUCAGGAUAUAAUCACGGGAGCAGCCCAAAUCUCCCUAGCCGGUGGAACAGAAAACAUGUCGGCCGUUCCUUUCGUGGUCAGGAACACCAGAUUUGGAACUGCUUUGGGCGGUAAAAUAGAAUUCGAGGAUUCCUUAGUGAAAGGCUCCUUGGACACAUACUGCAACUUCACGAUGCCACAGACGGCGGAAAAUUUGGCAGAAAAAUACGGUCUCGUUAGAGGAGAGGUGGAUGAUUUUGCAUUACAGUCGCAAAAGAAGUGGAAGGCUGCUCAAGACAGCGGAGCGUUUCAGGCAGAAUUAUCCCCAGUCACAAUAAAGCUAAAGAAACAGGAUGUGGUCGUGGAUAAAGACGAGCAUCCUCGCCCAGAGACUAAUAUCGAAGGUUUGCACAAACUGCCCGUGCUGUUCAGAAAGGGAGGCGUGGUUACUGCUGGCAACUCCUCGGGUGUAAAUGACGGAGCAGGAGCACUGAUCCUGGCCAGCGAGGAGGCGAUAAAGCAACACAAUCUGACGCCGCUGGCUCGUCUUUUGGGCUGGUCGUUUGUCGGCGUGGAUCCGAGUGUCAUGGGAAUCGGACCAGUGCCGGCCAUUCAAGGGCUGCUCGCUGCGACGAAGUUGACAUUGAACGAUGUUGAUCUAGUUGAGAUAAAUGAAGCAUUCGCUGCUCAGACCUUGUCCUGCGCCAAAGAGCUGAAGCUAGACAUGAGCAAGUUGAACGUGAACGGCGGCGCCAUCGCCAUGGGCCACCCGCUCGCUGCGUCCGGCGCCAGGAUAACAGGACAUCUUACACAUGAACUGAGGCGACGAAAUCUGAAGAGAGGCAUUGGAUCAGCAUGUAUCGGUGGAGGACAAGGCAUCGCAGUGCUGCUAGAAAGAGUCUGAUUUUCUUUUAAUUAAUAUUAUAUUCUUGUUGAUAAAUUGUUAUUUUUUGAAUAAAGCUGUUGUGAAUA